CGAAUAUGUAUUGUCUCUGAGCUGGUAUGGGACAGAUCUUGACCUGUCCUGUCCUGUAAGCGUGACCCCUCCCUCCUUCGUCUGUAAGAACAAUGCCAUGGAAUUGACUGUUGUUGGUGAUGGGACAGCAGAUGAACUAUCAGUUGCAUUAAAUGGGGAAUGGGCACCUCUGCUUUAUGUGGCCACUCAAUGCUGGCACCGAGAGGUGUCCAGCCAAGGAGAUCUCACCUUCUUAGUUCCAUAUACCAGCUGCGGUGUCAACUUCAGGGAUGGUCGUUUCAUUCUGGAUUUGAGAUCAAAAGACAAGAUGAUUCCACUGUCUUGUCCAUAUGACUCAAUAUCAGGGCUUUCUUUGACAAACCAACCACUGCCACAAAGAGAACCCAGUGUAUACCACAAAUCACCAACUGGAUUUCCUACAAAAGCAAUAGCCGGUCAGAUUGUGAAGGAGGAGCAUGGAUUUCUUGUUGAGCAACUGGCAAGAAAUGCAGCUAGAACACCCGCUGUACAUCCCAGAAGUCAUUUGCUGCCUAAAUUACCAUCUUUGCCUGGUUCUUUUAAUCUAGCUGUAAACUUCCCAUUUUCACUUCCCAUACCAUCCCGGCCAGCUCACAGAGACCAGACAAGUAAACCUGUGGAUUUGACUCCUGCACCGACCCCUGCACCGACCCCUGAUCCUACUGUCUCUAGCUCUGAGUUUACCGACAGUGUUCAAAGUCAACUGCCCCAUUAUGUCUCCGAGCAGAUCCACCAGGAACUUGCUGCUCCAGUCACUAAGGCUCCUAAAUCUGAACAUCACUACAUGCAGUAUCCUUACACGUUCCAAAAACCUGUUUCAGCUUUCUCUCAAACUGAGCCUUCUCUUGCUCAGGAAUACCAACCUCCAAGAAUGCCUGUUCCUAGCGCUGCACUGUAUCAGCCUUAUGGGAUGACUCAGAAUUUUCCUAAACCUAAUCCACUUCAUGUAAAUCCUGCUUUUGCCAGUUUAGCGCCAUAUAUUCCACCUGGUUAUUAUUUGUGCCCUUAUUACAAUCAGCAUCCACCGGUUCUUCCACAGAUGUUUCAGCCUCCCGUUCCAACUCAGCCUUUACUGUAUCAAAAACCCAGUUAUCAAAAGCCUGAGAUUACUCCCCUUGCCCCUACUGACCCUGCUGUGCCUCCCAUGAAAGAGUACUCAGAACAGCAACUGGCUAGUGCUGUAGCUUCCAGCCCUCAUGAUUCUGGUAGUCAACGUUUCCAGCCUACUCAGUACCAGCCGUACCUUUACCAAAGUAGUCAUGGUCGUCCAAGUUCCACCACACCCUUAUCUCCAACUUCUCAGCUUAUUCCCAUAUACCUGCAAUCUCAAACAAGGCAAUAUCCUCCUUAUCCUGCUUUUCAAGAUGCAAGACCAGCCCAGCCACAAUAUUACCAAAUGCUUAAUCAACCUAGUGGAUCAGUCCAACAGCCUUGGACAACCAGUCGCCUUCCUGUAAAAAGUUUGCCUCAAGAGUCAAGACCGUUGACGCUAGCUUCAAGCCAGACACCUGAGCAUCUCCAGUAUCAGACUGGUGGAGACCAAGCUCUAGAUCUGUAUCAGAGGUCUGGCACAGGAAUCUCAAGUCCUUCACAAUACCAGCUCAGUGAGUUUCCCAAAUUCCCAUAUCCAGCACUGAGACCAGAGGUACUUUCAGGUUAUGUUUCCACAGAAAAUAGUGGUUCUAAGGGAUUUUUCCAGCCACGGUCCAAAGCUCCAGUUCCCAUUCCAGAGGCCCCAGCUUUUACAGGCACCCGUCCUAUUAUAUCCUCGCCACCCCCCGAGCACCAACCUUUGCAGGGAAAAUCUGAGGCACAAGUUGCACAGCUUCCUUAUAGUCAGGGUCCUUUAGUCGGAUACAUACAAAAUCCCCAUGUCAACCGUCAAAGGCCAAGUGAACCACGCAGUCAGAAGCCUCAGAAUGACACUCUGCCACACUACCAAUUUUUCAGACAAGCAAAUCUACCGAAGGAUGUUUAUGUGCCACCACACUUCAGGUCUACCUCCCAGGAAGAAGUGCAAUCAGCAAAAAAGGCAUCACAUUCUGGGUCAUAAUUCUACAGACAUCCAACUGCUGAUGCUCACAAUUAAAAUGUUCAUGUUUGGGGUUGGUGUUGGUGUUCAAUGUUGAUGUUUGUUAUGAAAAGAUGGUCUUAAUAAAUGGUCUUUUGAGAGGUUUUGUUUAAAAAAAAAAAAAAAAAGUU
Messenger RNA from Labeo rohita (rohu), 2220 nucleotides. RefSeq lists its product as uncharacterized. The record is from RefSeq and is a predicted model, not a curated record. NCBI's taxonomy places the organism in Eukaryota, Metazoa, Chordata, Actinopteri, Cypriniformes, Cyprinidae. Bases 98 to 2071 code for a protein of 657 amino acids. The transcript is spliced from 3 exons.